CCUGCCAUCGCGGUCACUUUGUCCUCCUGUCGCGUGGUGUCCUUGUGCGGCAUCUCCACUGCGAGCUGGGAUACGCACGUCUUGCCUUGGGGCAGCGAUUCGCCUGUCGAGAACCUCAAGUCUGUGCCUGUGCCUGUGCCUGUGCCUGAGCCUGACUCUGAGCCUGAGCCUGUGUCCGUGUCCGUGUCCGUGUCUGUCCGGACUCCCAAGCAUUCAUUUGCUUGUGCGCGCGCUCAGCAGAGUCGACAACGGCUUCGAGGCCCGUCGGGACAAUCCGCAACACCAUCACCAUCGCCCUCGGUGUUGGCUUCGAUCUACUGCCACCGACAGUAUCCCCGGAAAGCCUCGUCUGACCCAAGAGCCGGCUUCUCCCUCGAGUCUGCUUAAGGCGUUGGAGAGAUCAUGCCGCGGCGGCUCGCAAACCCCUUCUCCUCCAGCCAGUCUGCCAUGUCAGCGUCCGAAAAGACUGGCGAACGACGUCUCUCGGCCUCCAAGACCAACCGGUUGAGCCAGCUCUUCUCGUCCAGCCCAAAGUCCAAGGACCAGGCCGCCAUGCAUCAAAGCCAGAUGAGCACCGUCUCGCCGUCCACGGUGUCGCUGCCCACCAUUUCGCUGUCCACCGCGACGGGCGAGCCCAACACGGCCGAGCCCACCACGACGCUGUUCAAGCCUCAGUCGGCCGAGGAGGUGGAGCGACGACGACGCGCCGAGUCUCAAUUCGCUCCGCUGCUCUCCCCGGAGCACCUGUACGUCAGCCAGGCCCAUGGCAAGCCCUUUACGCGGCCGAUUGAGGACGAGCCGGCCUACUACUAUCUCUUGACCACGUACCUGAGCUACCUGGCUCUCAUCCUGUUUGGACACGUCCGCGAUUUCUUUGGCAAGCGGUUUGGCGACCGCAAGCGCUACGCGCCCCUCAAGGUGCACAACGGCUUCGCUCCUCUCAACGAUGACUUCGACAGCUUCUACAGCAGGCGGCUCAAGCUCCGCCUGGACGAUUGCUUUGCCCGCACCACUGUCGGCGUCCCCGGCCGCUACAUCACCCUCAAGGACCGCAAGUCGGACGACUACAACUACACCUACCGUUACACCGGCACCCACACUGAGACCCUAAACAUGAGUUCCUACAACUAUCUCGGUUUUGCUCAGUCGGACGGUCCCUGCGCCGAUGCCGUCGAGGAAUGCGUCAGGAAGUACGGAGCCACCUUUGCCAGCCCCCGGGCUGACAGCGGCACUUCGGAUCUGGCCCUCGAGGUCGAGCGCGAAAUCGCCUCGUUUGUUGGAAAGCCCGACGCCAUGGUCUUCUCCAUGGGCUACGUCACCAAUGCCAGCACGUUCCCUGCGCUUGUGUCCAAGGGCUGCCUGAUCAUCUCCGACGAGCUCAACCACGCCUCCAUUCGAAUCGGUGCCCGUGUUUCCGGCGCCGUCAUCCAGUCUUUCAAGCACAACGACGUCGAGGCCCUGGAGCGCGUCCUCCGCGAGGCCAUCUCCCAGGGCCAGCCAAGGACUCACCGCCCCUGGAAGAAGAUCCUCGUCGUUGUCGAAGGCCUCUACUCCAUGGAAGGCAGCAUGGUCAACCUGCCCGGCAUCCUGGCUCUGAAGCGCAAGUACAAGUUCUACCUGUUCAUCGACGAGGCUCACUCCAUCGGCGCCCUGGGACCCCGCGGCCGCGGCAUCUGUGAUUACUACGGCGUCGACCCUUCGGAGAUUGACAUCCUCAUGGGCACCUUGACCAAGUCCUUCGGCGCCAACGGAGGCUACAUCGCCGCCGAGAAGCACAUCAUCGACAAGCUCCGUGUGACCAACGCCUCCACCAUCUUCGGCGAGGCGCCUGCCCCUUCGGUUCUCAUGCAGAUCCUGACGUCCCUGAAGCUCAUCAACGGCGAGAUCAGCCCCGGCCAGGGUGAAGAGCGCCUGCAGCGCAUCGCCUUCAACUCUCGCUAUCUCCGCCUCGGACUCAAGCGUCUCGGCAUGAUUGUCACUGGCGACGACGAUUCACCCAUCAUCCCUGUCCUGCUUUACCACCCCGGCAAGAUGCCCGCCUUCAGCCGCCUGAUGCUCGCCCGCAAGAUCUCCGUCGUCGUCGUCGGUUACCCGGCCACUCCGCUCAUCAGCUCGCGUGCUCGCUUCUGCGUCUCUGCCGCCCACAACAAGGAUGACCUCGACCGGUUGCUCAUCGCCUGCGACGAGAUUGCCGACCUGCUGCAGCUCAGGUACUCGACGGGUAUUGCCGGAGGCUUGGAGCCGCUUCCCGAGGGCGUGGCGCCCGAGGACGAGGCCGAGUGGAGGAAGGCCAAUGGCAUUCCCAUCAAGCCCCCCAGGUGGAAGGUUGAGGAUGUCAUUGCGCGAGGCGUCGCUGACUGCAAGCUUCCCCUGCGAUGAUUGUCACUUCCAUUGGUCUUUGUGUGAAUUUACUUUUUUUAUCAUGAAUCUUGUGGGCAAGCCAACAACAUCCUUCCCCCUCCCUUGAAACAAAAGACACUUAG
Molecule: messenger RNA, 2483 nt
Organism: Trichoderma reesei QM6a
Lineage: Eukaryota; Fungi; Ascomycota; Sordariomycetes; Hypocreales; Hypocreaceae
Product: serine palmitoyl transferase subunit
Exons: 2
Coding region: 403-2379 (658 amino acids)
Biological process (GO): sphingosine biosynthetic process; ceramide biosynthetic process
Cellular component (GO): serine palmitoyltransferase complex
Molecular function (GO): pyridoxal phosphate binding; serine C-palmitoyltransferase activity
Source: RefSeq, a predicted model, not a curated record